This is a messenger RNA of Aspergillus lentulus, 1131 nucleotides long. RefSeq lists its product as uncharacterized. Lineage: Eukaryota; Fungi; Ascomycota; Eurotiomycetes; Eurotiales; Aspergillaceae. The record is from RefSeq and is a predicted model, not a curated record.
AUGGCUGAAGAGGCGAACAUCGAUCUGAAUACUGUCCCGGCCCUCGAGCCCCCUCCGGGACAGGUCAGCAAUCUUGAGGACCCUUACUCUCUCCGACGCUAUAUGUACAUCACGGCUGGCCUGGGUCUGAGUCUGUCAACGGCCGCUGUUCUCCUGCGGGUGUUCAUAAAAGCCCGAGUGAUGCGACUCAUGCAACUGGAGGAAUACAUUCUGAUACUCUCUCUAAUCGGAUUUUACGUCUUCACAGGACUGAUGAUACAUGCAGUUCACCUGGGACAGGGAAUUCACCAGUGGAACGUAUCCAUAGCCCAUCUACAGAGGGUCAUUGAGCUUUCGAAUAUCAUUGAAAUCAUAUACUGCCCAGUCAUCUUAGGUGCCAAAGUUGCGAUGCUUUUGCAAAUGAGGCGAAUGUUUGUGGUCAACAAAAGGGGGAAGCUGUACUGGUUGCAUGAGAUCCUUCUGUGGACAAACGUCCCAUGCUAUCUUGCCCUGAUGGUGAGCUUUGCUUUUGCCUGCGUCCCCCGCGAAAAGCUCUGGAAUCCUCAGCUGCCGGGACAAUGCGUCUCAUCCACUGGCAUCCUCAUUGCUUCUUCAGCUCUGAAUGUGCUUUCAGAUUUAACCAUGUUGUUGCUCCCUUUGGUGGUGGUUAUGCGGCUUCAGCUUCCUCCCAGGAGUAAACUGAUUCUGAGCGUGGUAUUUGGGACAGGCAUCUUUGCCUGCAUAUCGAGCACAUGCCGACUAGUGUAUGGAGUCUACCUGACACGAACCCAAGAUUUCACCUGGGGAAUUGCUCCGAUUGGAUUAUGGGCAAUUGGCGAGAUUUGUACUGUCAUUCUCUCCGGCGCCAUUCCAAUGUUGCCAGGCUUUGUGAAAUUCAUUCGGGGCCAGGAUAGGUCCCAGUCAUCGUUGCCCAGAUCAGGUUCCAGAUGGCCUCGCCAGAAUAUGUCGGGAUCAAAGGGUCGACCUCUCCCAAGUGAAGAUGGUGGAAAGCAGGACGACUACUAUCUUAUGAAUGCCAAGAGUGAGGCACAUGUCAGUGAAGCAGCUCUAUCAGCUCCAGAUAAGGACAGCAUUCCUUUAGGAAUUAUGAAGACUGUCCAUGUGCAGACGGACUAUAGGAGGGCUGAAUAG